AUGGUGGUGGUACGAGAACAAGGGCCCCCCACACCAAUUUUCUGGACAAACAAAAACAAAAACAUCUUAGCCGCAUUCAGCUUCACAAACGACGACCCCACAACAAUAUACGAGUUCGACGCGUCGACGCUGAAGACUGUCGGAACUCCCUUCGAAGGGCACACCCAACGUAUUUCCAGUCUAGCACUUUCAUUUGACUCCACCCUCCUUGCCAGUGCUGCUGAAGACAAUACCAUCAAGCUCUGGGCUUACGAGUCCCGCCAACCCCUCGCUUCCUUCGACGUUAAAAAUCCCCUUCACCUUGUCCUCUCACCCGACUCGUGUCAGUUUGCUUACACGACAUUCGCCAACGAUGAUUACAAUGUCUACAUAUGCAACACUCCACCUGACGUCCUUGCUCAGGACGAGACAAGUGCACGACCCCUCAAUAAUCUGCUAAAUUCUGAUGCAACUCGUCGUCGUCCUGCCGUGCCCCACAGACCAACAAUACCUAUCAUACCUAUAGCGCGGAGACCUACGCCUACAAUACACCCGCAGCAACCCAUUUUCCUUCGCCUCCGCAAAUUUCUUCCCUUCUCUUCUCGCACGAAUGCAGUGCGCCCUGUUCAACCUCAUAAUCCCUUUGAUGUCUCUGCUACAUUACCCCUACCAUCAUCUCUCUCGGGGCAGGCCGCAACUCGGUUUGAGCGUUUCGAAAUAGAUUCUCCCCCUCCCCCCUCGAACGCUCCGGUCUCACAUUUCCUACGACAGCACCUUUCCUUCCUCAUGCCAAGACACAGCCAUGGGCCACCAGUCGUUGAAGUUGCACCAGGGCGGAAGUUCACUCGACUGCUUGCUGCCAAACUACCAGAAUACAGGAAAGUCAACGACACCCGACGUCUGCCUGGACAGCAGGCUGGGGCGCCCCAGGAUAUCGACUGAUCUGACAUUGAUUCGCUUCCAGACGUGCAUUGGUGCAAGGUGUUCCUGUGCUACUGUUCGUGCUGGUCGCACGGCAGACCGAGGAUGCCUCCUCGAUGGCACUUGCAGCGUGUUGAACCCCGCCCGGCUGUCACGACAAACGCUAGUACCA
This is a messenger RNA of Suillus clintonianus, 1072 nucleotides long. RefSeq lists its product as uncharacterized. Gene Ontology annotation, molecular function: protein binding. The record is from RefSeq and is a predicted model, not a curated record. The coding region runs from base 1 to 921 and encodes 306 amino acids. Lineage: Eukaryota; Fungi; Basidiomycota; Agaricomycetes; Boletales; Suillaceae. The transcript has 6 exons.